CAACGCCAGGAACAGAACUCCUCAAUCUACAUGUCUCGUCUCUUCGCCCGACCUUUUCUGUCUUCGUCUCCUUCACCGUAAAACCCAGAAUUUCAAACCCUCUCCCUCCGUUACUGGUUUACAGUACUGUGCUUUGUCAUCAGUCCACCAUCACAAGAAAUCCUCUAUCUCAGCAACUGCGUCGCAGCUGCUCCUGUUCUGCCACGCGCAAUAUCAGACACUGUCAUCCCCGGCUGGACUUCCGCCUUGCUUUGAUCUAAGCAAGCUGUCUAUUUGGCACAGUUUUGUGUCCGCUUAUUGGUCACUGUCGGCAUUGCGAACUCCCUCAGCAAGGUCUUGGUGGUAUUAUUUUUAUUUUAAUUAUCGUCAGAUGCCACUUUUUGUGCUGUGAUACCCGGAUUUCCAAGCAUGUCAUGGGCAAGUCUUUCUCGGAGAGGGCAUCUCUUUCCUUAUCUAAAACAAUUACGGUGCACCACUUAUCAGUCAAGGAGUGUAAUUGAUUUUCAUCAGUCAAGUUAUAACUUUAUUGGACAUGGUACUGAGUAUUGCCAGAAUUUCUAUAAUGAUGUUUGGGGCCUGACAAGAAGACAUGUAUCUAGCACUGGUUUAUUUAACAAUUCUUAUCGGUCUCAGCCUUUGGGCUCACAGUGUUUCUGGAAAUGUUCUUCUAUGCUUAAUGUUCGGCGCCAUUAUGCUUCUCAAGCUUCCACAGAAAAAAAAUCACAGAAAAUGCUUUUAUACCUCACUGCUCUGGUUUUUGCAAUGGUGGGAAGCAGUUAUGCUGCUGUCCCUUUGUACAGGAGAUUCUGCCAAGCUACUGGAUAUGGGGGAACCAUUCAGCGCAAGGAGAGUGUGGAAGAAAAGAUUGCUCGACAUGCGAAAGAUGGAACAAUCACAAAAAGGUGUGGGUUAAGCUCGUAUAAAUGCUUUCUUUGUUGAUUAUGAUAAUAGUAU
Molecule: messenger RNA, 954 nt
Organism: Carica papaya (papaya)
Lineage: Eukaryota; Viridiplantae; Streptophyta; Magnoliopsida; Brassicales; Caricaceae
Source: RefSeq, a predicted model, not a curated record